Messenger RNA from Paramecium pentaurelia, 1475 nucleotides. Lineage: Eukaryota; Ciliophora; Oligohymenophorea; Peniculida; Parameciidae. The record is from the annotation of a GenBank genome assembly.
AUGAAAUUAGUCAUUCCUAAUAUAAUUUGGCAUGGAGAAAAAGAAAGAAUAAUGUCUAUUGCAAUUCAUCCAACAUAGAAUUUAUUAUUGACAGGAGGUUCAGAUUCUAAAAUUGCUGAAAAAGAUAAUACUUAUGAAGAUAUUGGAGUGAUUAAAAUGUGGACAAUAUUAGAAAACUCAACUAAAAUGGUUGAAUUUGCAGGAGCAAUUAAUUCAGGACAUGAAUAAACUGUUAAUUGUUUAAAAUUCUCACCAAAUGGUAAAUAUUUUGCAUCUGGUUCUGAUGAUUAUAAAAUUAUAAUCUGGAGUUAAUAAGUGAGAUAAAUUUUUGGUUAAUCUGAACCUAGAUUAUAAUGGUGGCCAUUAUCAAUUUUAACUGGACAUUGUAAAGAAAUCUAUGAUCUAUAAUGGUCAAAAAAUGGUGAAAUUUUAGUUUCAGGUGGACUAGAUAAAUAUGUAAUUGUUUGGAAUGUUAAGAAAUAAAAAUAAUUAUAAACAUUAGAUGGACAUACAUCAUAUGUAUAAGGAGUUACAAUUGAUCCAAGACUUAAAUCUAUAGUAUCCUUAAGUUAGGAUAGAACAGCAAGAGUAUGGAAACUAACAAAAGCUCAAAGAAAAAACUUAAAUAAUCUUCAAUUUUAUUCAUAGCAUGUAGUUAGAAAAUUAGAAAAUUCAUAAAAAGUUGAUGUAUAAUAAAUUAAUUCAUAAGAUUAACAAUAAUAAUAAUAAAUAGAAGAGAAAAAAUAAAAUGGAAUAUUUUUAGGUGAAACUAGUUUAUUUACUUUUGUUAGACGACCAGAUUGGAGUCCUGAUGGAUCAUUUUACAUAUUACCAGCUGCUGAAUUUUGGGUUGAUAAUAAACCUAUUAUGGGUGCUUAUGGAUUCUUAAGAUAAUCUCCUUAAGUUCCAUGCUUCUUUUUACCAACUAAUACUCCUGCUUUAGUUAUUAGAUUUUGUCCUAAAUAUUUUAAUAGAAACCCUGAUAUUUAAUAGCCAUUAAUAGAUUUACCUUAUAAAAUGAUUUUUGCCAUAGGUACUGUUGAUUCUUUACUUCUCUAUUCAACUGAUAGUCCAACUCCUCUAGCAAUAUUUGGAAAUCUUCAUUAUGCCUCUAUUACUGAUAUUUGUUUCAAAGGUAUCCUAAAUAUUUAAUAAUAAAGGUUCCAACUUAAUAGCUGUUAGUUCUUGUGAUGGUUUUUGUUCCUUUGUAUAGAUUGAAGAAGGAUACUUUGGUUAAGAAGUUCCUGUUGAAUGUAUAUAUAAUAUUAAAUUUAGAAUUACCUGAAUAUAUUAGAGUGUUAUAUAAUAAUAAUGAUAAGAUAGAGGAAGAAGAUGUUUCAAAAAAGAAUGAGGAAUCCAAAAAGCAAGAAAUUGUAACUGAAUAAAGAGUUGAGUAUAAAGACACAUUGGAUGGAAAAAAGAAAAAAAUGAUUAUACCAAAAACUCUAUAGAUAGAUUAAUAGUGUUAGAAAUGA